GGGGGGGGGGUGUUGGCGUUGUUUGUAAACAUCAGCAGCUGUUGGCGCCAAACGCUCCCGCUCCAGAUAAAUAAUGGGAACACACGACGCGUGGACCUAUCUGGUGUCUCUUGGAGUACAUCAUCGAACCUGGGAUGAUCCUCUCUUUGCGCAAGGACAAAGUGUUUGCUGUCCUCUUAGGAAGAUACCAUGUAUUGACUUGGAUGACGAGGACUUUCAUCACUCUAGGAUUGAGACAAAGUGCAGUGUAGCUGGGUGUAACAAGCGGUUCAGUACGGUAGCUGAACACGCAAGCCAUCACCGCACAUGUCAUAGCCAUGUCUGUUGUACCUGCAAGCAGUCUCUUCCAUCGCACCAUUUACUAGAUCUCCAUAUUCUGGAAGCUCAUGACACUCUUUUUCAAGUUAUGGCAGCAAAACAACCCAUGUAUCAGUGCCUCUUGGAGACAUGCUCGGAAAAGUUCAACACUCCAGCUGAGAGGAAGACUCACUGUAUAGACAGUCAUAAGUUCCCAGCAGACUUUCGCUUUGACAUGGCAUGGAGAAAAUUGGGAAAAAACAAAAAAUCAGGUAUGAUGAAUCAUAAUGAAAUGACUAUGGAAUUUGAAGAAGCUGGUUGUGAAGCUGCUGUAGACAAGAGAGAAUCAGAAAAUAUCAGUGGAAAGGGUGUUAAUGCUUUUGUUUGUAAUAGAAAGACAGUUGCUAACAAAGUUCCAAACUGUGUAUCAUUUGGCGUUGGAGUCCCUAGAGGUUUUAUUCGAGGGAAUAGAAGCAAGAGAGGUCAAAGAAAAGGAGGUGCCAAUCAUUGGCAUCAAAGGAUGAGUCCAUCUAAUUCCCUCAAAACUAACAUUGAAGAAGUUAGCAUGAAAGAUUUAGAAGAAGCAUUGUGCAGUGAAUCAGUGAUUCCUUGAUUGAUGUUUUAACAGGUAAAAAGCAUUUACACUAAAAUUUUAAGAUUAUUUGAGUAUGAACUUUACUUGAUCAGCCUCAGAUUUAAAUGCUUUACUUUUUUAUGUACACUGAAAGUAUAGAAGAAAAUUGAUAAUCCAACCCCAUGCACAAAGUUAGUAAUUGUCAAAAGAAGGUACCGAACCUGAAAGACUCUAGCACCCACACACGAAGUGAACCUGGCAACAUUUUGGUUCAUAACUUUCAUUUCAUGUGUGGGUUGGGUUAUAUUUCAAUCAUGUUUUUGUAACUUAUUCUCUGCAUAAGUCAAAUGUAUUUUUUUCCUUUGAAUUUAAUGAUUGGAACAUUUUUUCUUCAUGUGUGUGUCAGAUUGAUGCAAGCUUUAAUAUUUUAGUGUGCGUAUUGUGCAUGUUACGGCAGCUGUAUUCUAUAGUAAGAAGCAGCUGCUUGCUUCCAGAUAUCAUCAUCUGAAAUGUGUGGAAAAGGUAGUUUGUGGAGAUUAAUUUAAUGAAAAAUUGCCUUAUAGAGGGAUCAAGGCUGCAGGGACCUUGACCCCCGGAAUCAACGCAAAGUAACUGCAAAGUGAGGUAGAGUGGGUUCAAAAUGUGUUAUUCCAUAGCUAUCAUCUAUUGGGAAUUCAUAUAGAAUAUGAAGUUUUGCCAGUUAUUGGUUAUCAAAUUAUACCUUUUCUGGUAAUAUUACAACUGUACUGUUUUAAAUUAUUGUAGGUACCAUAGCAGACUCUUUAGCCUUAUUCAUUAAUAAGAAAGUAAAUGGGCAACUCUUUUUUUUUUUUUUUUCCAGUUGAUGGUUCCUAUUUAGGCGCCUCAGUUUCUUCUCGUCUUAACAAAUUUACCAUUCAGCGAAAGCCGUUUUUCUGGUUCUUUUCCUCUUUGUGUAUUUCUUUUGCCAGUUGAUGGUCUGCUUCAUACGCUUCACCUUCCAUAAUUUCAUUAAGAAAUACCGGCAGGGUACUGUUUUUGAUCUUUAAACACGUUCUGGUCAAAGUUCAAGUAUGUUCAUUGAGAUAAGCAAGAAAUACAUCUCAAAGGGAUAGAGUAGCUUAGGCUGUUUCUACUCCCCCCCACGUUCUGGUUUCCCUCUUCAAGUAUAAUUCCCGCUGUCAAGAAGAACGGGACUUAUGUGAUCAGGUGACAUUUUUAUGCUCUAUAAUGUUCUCUGUUGCUCAGUUUCUUGAAUUCUGAACUGUAGGAAUGCAUAAGUUAUGCAUCACACUUUAUGUUUAUUUGUCAGUGACCACAAGGAAGUGAGGUUUAGCCUUUGAUGUUGCAGAAAUAUGUGCAUAAUAUACAAUGUCCAGAUAACGUCAAUGAACAAAGUACUGUAUACCAUAUAAUGUGUUUACAGUAUACAGUACUAACAUAAUACAAAUAUGAAUGAUUUGAGAACAAUAUCAUGUUACUGUAAUUUAUUUUAAAUGUUUAAGAGACUAAUCUGAAUAAAAGUUCCUAACUA
Messenger RNA from Procambarus clarkii (red swamp crayfish), 2384 nucleotides. Its product is annotated as lethal (2) k10201. Lineage: Eukaryota; Metazoa; Arthropoda; Malacostraca; Decapoda; Cambaridae. The record is from RefSeq and is a predicted model, not a curated record.